ACACACAUACUGAUCGUGCCCAUCUCCUCCUCCUCCACUCCGACUGGUAGCCCCAUGUCCAGCCCCAGUAGCGGCAGCCCGGAGAGGGAGGGGGGCCCGAUGGCGGUGGGCCGGCUGGAGAGCCUCUCGUCCCCCCCGGGGCUGGACGGCGGCGACCCCCCCUCCAUGGGGAGCCCCGUGCUGAGCCCCGACUCGUCCUCGCACGACACCGCUCUCUCGGCGCCGGCCGCCUCGCCCGCCGACUCGGAGAACCUCAGCCCCGACGAGCUGGAGCUGCUGGCCAAGCUGGAGGAGCAGAACAGGUUACUGGAGGCCGACUCCAAGUCCAUGCGCUCGAUGAGCGGUUCUCGGCGGAACAGCGGCUCGUCGCUGGUGUCCAGCUCGUCGGCCUCGUCCAACCUGUCGCACCUGGAGGAGGACACCUGGAUCCUGUGGGGACGCAUCGUCAACGAGUGGGAGGAGUGGCGCCGCAAGAAGGACAAGCUGCUCAAGGAGCUGAUCAGGAAGGGAAUCCCUCACCACUUCCGGGCCAUCGUGUGGCAGUUGCUGGGCAACGCCACCGACAUGCCGGUGAAGAACCAGUACUCGGAGCUGCUCAAGAUGUCGUCGCCGUGCGAGAAGCUGAUUCGCCGGGACAUCGCCCGCACCUACCCCGAGCACGAGUUCUUCAAGGGCCAGGACAGCCUGGGCCAGGAGGUGCUCUUCAACGUCAUGAAGGCGUAUUCUCUGGUUGACAGGGAGGUUGGAUACUGCCAGGGGAGUGCCUUUAUUGUGGGUCUGCUGCUUAUGCAGAUGCCAGAGGAGGAGGCGUUCUGUGUGUUUGUGCGUCUGAUGCAGGAGUAUCGACUGAGGGAGCUCUUUAAGCCCAGCAUGGCCGAACUGGGCCUCUGCAUCUAUCAGUUUGAGUACCUGCUACAGGAGCAGCUGCCGGAGCUGAACGUGCACUUCCGCUCGCAGAGUUUCCACACGUCCAUGUACGCCUCGUCCUGGUUCCUCACGCUCUUCCUCACCUUCCUCCCUCUGCCCGUCGCCACGCGCAUCUUUGACAUCUUCAUGUACGAGGGUCUGGAGAUCAUAUUCCGUGUUGGCAUGGCCAUCCUGCAGUAUAACCAGACCGACCUCAUCCAGCUGGACAUGGAGGGCAUGUCACAGCACUUCCAAAAGGUCAUCCCUCAUCAGUUCGACAGCUGUCCAGACAAACUCAUCCUGAGAGCCUACCAGAUCAAAUACAACCCCAAGAAGAUGAAGAAGCUGGAGAAAGAAUACACUACUAUCAAAAACAAGGAAAUGGAAGAGCAGAUUGAAAUUAAGAGACUGCGUACGGAGAACAGGCUGCUGAAGCAGAGGAUAGAGACCCUGGAGAAGGAGAGUGCAGCUCUCGCUGAUAGGCUGAUUCAGGGUCAGGUGACGCGUGCCCAGGAAGCGGAGGAGAACUACGUGAUCAAGAGGGAGCUGGCGGUGGUGCGGCAGCAGUGCAACUCGGCCAGCGAGAACCUGGAGCGCGCCCAGGACACCAUCAGGGAGCUGCAGCAGCAGAAGUACACAGAGGAGUUUGUGCUGGGGCUGCAGACCCAGCUGGAGCAGUCGCGGCUGCAGGAGGCUGAGCUGCUCGGGGCGCUGAAAGAGAUGCAGGACAAGGUGCUGGACCUGGAGAAGAGGAACAGCUCCCUGCCGGACGAGACCAACGUGGCCCAGGUGCAGGAGGAGCUGAAGCAGGUGAAGCUGAGAGAGCUGGAGACGCUGCGCUCCUUCAGAGAGAUGCAGGAGACCGUCACCGAGCUCAACCAGCGCUGGCAGCACCACACGUCAUCGCGGAGCGGAGGCCACUGGAAGGAGUCCCCCAAGAAGAACGCCAUGAACGAGAUGCAGGACAAGCUGAUGGGGGUGCGUCUGCGGGAGGCCCAGGCCCAGGCCGAGCUCAAGGAGGUCAAGCUCAAAGCCCUGCAGCUGGAGAGCCAGAAUCAGAUCCACAGUAAGCUGCUGGCGAGGCACGAGCAGGAGAGCUCGGCCCUGCACGACCGCCUGCAGCACCUCACCACCCACAACAAGAGCCUACAGAGCCAGCUCAACGAGAUGAGGAGGAAGCAAUCAGAGUCUGACUGCAAGAGUAAAGAGGAGGUGAUGGCGGUGCGUUUGCGGGAGGCUGACAGUAUGGCCGCCAUGGCUGAACUCAGACAGAGAAUCGCGGAGCUAGAAAUACAGAAGGAGGAGGGCCUGAUCCAGGGUCAGCUGAACCACUCUGACUCUCGUCAGUACAUCAUUGAGCUCCGAGAACAGAUCGCCGAGCUCAAGAAUGAGAUCAGGCAGCUUCGUGGACAGCCCUCGGGCUGUGGAGGCGGCAAGGUGGGCUUGGUCGGCGGCGGCGGCGGGGGCGGGGCCUAUCAGGACCUCUGCCUGGCCAGCCCGGUGUCGGCGGAGGGCGACUACCUGAGCUCGGACGAGGACCUGCUGCCCAGCCCGCUGGCCCCGGCGCUGGCGGACGCGCUGUACCCGCCGCAGCAGCUGCAGCACCAGCACCAGCGCCCCCCGCAGGACAGCGAGGGCAGCACGGACAGCGAGGAGGGCGAGGAGCGGCGGGGGGGGCGGCCCGACACGCUGGGGGAGUCACCAACACCGCGCCACAUCUACUCCAGCAUGGUGUGCGCCGAGGGCCUGGACAACUGA
Molecule: messenger RNA, 2664 nt
Organism: Sardina pilchardus (European sardine)
Lineage: Eukaryota; Metazoa; Chordata; Actinopteri; Clupeiformes; Clupeidae
Gene: evi5l
Product: ecotropic viral integration site 5 like
Exons: 19
Coding region: 55-2664 (869 amino acids)
Source: RefSeq, a predicted model, not a curated record